AUGUCGCCAGCAACGACUCUGCCCUCAGAAAUCUUGAUGAAGAUACUCGAAAACUACCCUCAGUCGCACAUCGACAUUUCGAAUUUCUGCCUCGUUCACAGGACGUGGUAUCCUAUCGCGCAGGCAAUACUCUUUCGUCACUGUUCAGUGAGACUAGGAGAACACGAUGCCCCCCGAUUCUUCGAAGCGCUUGUUCAAUACCCUCAUAUAUACCCUCUGAUUCGGUCGCUUGACUUCCGAAGCUUGUCUGCGGCGCUGUUGGAAACGUUCCAGGCUCUUGGUCCCUCCAGCAGCGUCUCGACCUUGCUUCUUCGCAGCCAUCGGAUAGAUGCAGAACAGCGAAAUAUCCUUAUCAGAUCUUUCCCUCAGUUAGAGAAACUUUCCCUCACCCAUUCUACUUCGCUCGGCGGUUUCAGUGGCCUUGUUCACCUGAUAUCCUCUUUCCCGAAACUGAGGGAUCUCAAUUUGACCGAUGUUUCUUGUCGCUCAAAUCAGAAAGAAGCGACGUACCCAGACAUCGGCACCAAGCCAUCGUUGCGAGCAUUCCACUGUCAUCUCGGCCUUCGCGUUAUGGAUGAUCUACUGGGAUGGAUGAUGUCCCAUAGUCCAUUGCCGCCAAUAAGCUCCGUAUACCUGGCGUCCUACGAUACUUACGAAGACCUCCCCGAUGUUGUCCCAAGCUUCCUAGCAAGUCUACCAACCCUGAAAAGCGCAUGGGUAAGCCUCAGUACUAUGUGGGAUCCGCCGCCAUUAACUUUCUCUGAAAACCCGCAACUCGAAACCAUCAGGCUCGACUUUGACCUUCAUGCCUUGAACCCCUCGAAAUGGAUUCCCUUCCUCUCGACAGUCUUCUCGUCCGUGUCCUCGGUCCUUAUGAAAACUAUCGUGGUUACCAUGCGGUUGAGCGGUGGAUGUGCACCGAACUUCGACUGGGCGGCUCUCGGGCGUGUCUUGAGUUCGCCGAUAUUCACGAAUCUCCGUACGGUUUACAUAACAUGCAGCAAUCCAUACGUCCUUGAAGAGCCGCCGUAUGUCGGAGACUUGGAGGAUAACAUCUGUGAGGCGUUGGCGCAUCUCGUCGCCAGGGAUAUCCUGACCGUCAGAGUCCAAGUUUAA
Messenger RNA from Pleurotus ostreatus (oyster mushroom), 1116 nucleotides. RefSeq lists its product as uncharacterized. The coding region runs from base 1 to 1116 and encodes 371 amino acids. The record is from RefSeq and is a predicted model, not a curated record. NCBI's taxonomy places the organism in Eukaryota, Fungi, Basidiomycota, Agaricomycetes, Agaricales, Pleurotaceae. The transcript has 3 exons.